CUAAUCAAAAACAAUUUAUCUUUUAUGAUUAUGAAGAUGCUGGAGAUAAUCUAAAUUUAGAUAAAUACAAUUCAGAUAAAGAAUGCGAAUUUAAAUUUGUUGCUUUAAAUAAUUUAUUAAUAUGUAAAUUUUUGUCCUUUUUAGGUGGUGAAAUUUAUUGA
This is a messenger RNA of Racocetra fulgida, 161 nucleotides long. The record is from the annotation of a GenBank genome assembly. Lineage: Eukaryota; Fungi; Glomeromycota; Glomeromycetes; Diversisporales; Gigasporaceae.